AUGUUCAGGAUGCUCAACAGCGGGUUCGAGGACGACCCCUUCUUCUCUGAUUCUUUUCACGCACACCGAGAUAGUAUGCGACAGAUGAUGAGAAGUUUUUCUGAACCUUUCGGAAGAGACUUGCUUGGCGUCUCGGAUGGGAGAAGUGAUAGUAGAAGAAGAGCUCGUAAUUGUUCAGGACGCGAUGAUGGGGAACAUUUUCUGACUCAUACAGAAAUCAGCCCUUUUCAGGCAAUGGACCGAAUGAUGUUAAAUAUGCGAAACAGUAUGCAGGAAUUACAAAGAAACUUUGGUAACCUUUCACUGGAUCCAAACGGACAUUCGUUUACUUCUUCCUCGGUUAUGACUUAUUCCAAAGUCGGAGAUGAACCGCCAAGGGUUUUCCAGGCCUCAACUCAAACCCGUCAGGCUCCAGGAGGAAUAAAGGAAACUAGGAAAGCAUUGAGAGAUUCUGACAGUGGACUAGAAAAAAUGGCUGUUGGUCAUCAUCUCCAUGACAGAGCUCAUGUUAUCAAAAAAUCAAAGAACAACAAGACUGGAGACGAAGAGGUCAACCAGGAGUUCAUCAAUAUGAAUGAAAGUGAUGCUCAUGCUUUUGAUGAUGAGUGGCAAAAUGAGAUUUUAAAGUACAAACAAGGGAGACAGUGGUGCAAUCUAGAAAACACCAGGAUGCCCCGAAGUGUUGGGCAUGAGAAUUCAGGAGCCCGAGAACUUAAAAGAAGGGAGAAAUCUCAAUGCCCAGGCAUUGAACGUGGAAGAAGAUCAAAUGUUUUCGUGGACAAACUCAACAUCAAAGGAUCACCUGUGAAAAUGAGCAAAAAAUAA
Messenger RNA from Pipistrellus nathusii (Nathusius's pipistrelle), 825 nucleotides. The record is from the annotation of a GenBank genome assembly. Lineage: Eukaryota; Metazoa; Chordata; Mammalia; Chiroptera; Vespertilionidae.